This is a messenger RNA of Neurospora tetraspora, 1287 nucleotides long. Its product is annotated as pyrroline-5-carboxylate reductase dimerization-domain-containing protein. The record is from RefSeq and is a predicted model, not a curated record. Lineage: Eukaryota; Fungi; Ascomycota; Sordariomycetes; Sordariales; Sordariaceae. The transcript has 2 exons. Bases 38 to 1039 code for a protein of 333 amino acids. Gene Ontology annotation, molecular function: pyrroline-5-carboxylate reductase activity. Gene Ontology annotation, biological process: L-proline biosynthetic process.
GGAUAAUCUUUCCUACCAGAAUCACCCAACAUUCGCCAUGGACUCACCCCCAUCCUCCCCUCCCCUCUCCGCCACGGGCGAAACACCAUUCGCGGUAGCCCCAGACCGUCUCACCUUCAUCGGCGGCGGCCACCUCGCCCAGGCCUUUGUUGAUGGCAUCUACGCGUCCUUCUCAACCAGCAACAACGGCAAUAGCAUCUGGAAACAUCGCAGCAGCAGAAACAAGCCAUGUCCCAUAACCAUCACCGCCCGACGGCCCGACCACCUCCGCCACCUCCAAACCAAAUACCCCCUCGCACACAUCACCCUUGACAACCUCGACCCCCAAAUCUGGGAGGAGAAGCCCGAAAAUAGCACGGAAAAAGAGGACUACCACCACGUCCUCUUCAUCUGCACCCUCCCCCGCGACGUCCCCUCCGUCUGCCUUCAAAUCGCCCCAGCCAUCGCCUCCAUUUCUUCUCCAAGCGCAAGGCCGACGAUAGUAACCAUGUGCCCGGGGAUCUCCGUGGCGCAGCUGCAGAGCUGGUUACCCGCCGGCACGCCGAUAGUGCGGUCGAUGCCGAACCUACCUGUUACCGUGCGCGAGGGGGCCACGGGAUUGUUUCCCUGCGAGAAUGCGAGACGGGGAACCAAAAGAACGGUCCAGGUGGUGAGGGACGUGAUCAGGUUGGUUAGUCCGGCGGCGGUGGUGUUGGGGAGGGAGGAGGAGUUGGAUGUUGUUGCUGCUAUUUCUGGAUCCGCACCGGCACACUUUUACUUUUUAAUCGAAUCGCUCGUUGCCGCUGCCGAAACCCACGGUCUAGACCCCGAGACGGCGCGCGAGCUGGUGGUGCAGUCGUGCUUGGGAUCGGGCAUGUUGUCGAAACGAUACUGCGAUAGACCAGUUUCGGUGUUGAGGAAAGAGGUGUGCGUGCCGGGAGGAAGCACGGAGAAGGCGAUUAACCAUAUGAUGGAUGGUGGGUUUCCGGGCUUGGUGGGGGAGGCGGUGACGAGGAGUUGGAGGGCGAAUAGGGAGAUGAGUCGGGUUGAAAGGAAUUAGAAAGGAAAGUCCUUGGGGAGUAUAUGAUAAUGUAAAGGCAUUGUGCGGAUGAGGAUAGUAGGAUAAUGGCAUCCACUGAUUGAUGACUGAAUGACUACCUUACCCAGUGUCGGUGAAAGAAAAAAAUGAAAUGCCAGGCUUUACCAAAAUCAAGUCCUACACCAUAAGCCAUAAGGUUUCAUCGUCAGAGCAGAGAAAGUAAAUGGUGCACGACAAAGUGCCGCUGAUUUCCUGUAUUUCUUCCAGAC